GCGACGCUGGGGCCGGCGGCGGGCACCCGAGUUGUUUGCCGGCGUCCCGGCCGGGCCGCGAGACGCUCCAAGGGAGCCCGGCCGGCUUGGGCUGGGCUGGGCGGACUGGAGGGAGCGCACCCUGGGCCACCCGCGAGCCGAGCGCGACAGGACGCGCGCCAUGGACCCCAAGGCGGGCGGCGGCGGCGGCGAGGAGGAUGACUGCGUGGACUCGGGCGCCGAGACCGGAGGGUCCGACUACAGCCACCUGUCUUCCACCAGCAGUGAGCUCUCUGUGGAAGAGGCACAGGACCCAUUCCUGAUUAGCAUCCACAUAAUCGCUGAUCCGGGGGAGUCCCAGCCCCUGCAGGAGGCCAUCGACAAGGUGUUGGCCUGGAUCCACCCGGACCUGCCACUGUUCCGGGUGUCGGAGCGGCGCGCAUGCCGGCGGCGGCGGAAGCCCCCCAAGGGCUCGCAGCCUGCGCUGGCGGUGGUGCUGUUCCUGCAGGAGGAGUACGGCGAGGAGCAGAUCCUGCAGCUGCACCGCACGCUGCAGCGGCCGCCCUGGCGCCACCACCACACCGAGCGCGUGCACGGCCGCUUCCUGCCCUACCUGCCCUGCAGCCAGGACUUCUUCACGCUGGCGCCCGGGACGCCGCUGUGGGCCAUCCGGCCUGUGCACUAUGGCAAGGAAAUCGUGCGCUUCACCAUCUACUGUCGCCACGACAACUAUGCCGACAGCCUCAGGUUCUACGAGCUGAUCCUCCGGCGAAGCCCCAGCCAGAGGAAAACGGACUUCUGCAUCUUCCCCAUCUUCUCCAAUCUGGAUGUGGACAUCCAGUUCUCCCUGAAAAGACUGCCCUGUGACCAGAGCCCGGUCCCCACCGACUCCUCUGUGCUAGAGUUCCGAGUAAAGGACAUCGGCGAGCUUGUGCCUCUCCUGCCCAACCCCUGCAGCCCUAUCAGUGAGGGGCGCUGGCAGACGGAGGACCAUGACGGGAACAAGAUCCUCCUGCAGGCACAGAGGGUGCACAAGAAGUUUCCUAAGCCCGGCAGAGCACACUGCUUCUCUGAGAAGAAGCCUCAUUCUGUCCCUUCACCAAGCACCUCUGCACCGAGCUGUACACCUGACAGCAGCCAGCAGUCCCCGCUCAAUAGUCCACAUCCACAGCCUGGCCAGACAGGCCUGCCUGCUGGACACCAGCAGGAAUUUGCCAGACAAGCCAGCAGCACCCUCAGUAUCCCCUGGUCUUUCCAGAGAAGCAAGUCCUUGUUUUGUUUGCCCACAGGAGGCCCCUCUUCGGCCUCCUCUGCUGAACCGCAGUGGUUUUCAAACACAGGGUACCCAGGGCACAGGGCAUCAGAGUGGAGGCAUGGCCACCUCCUCUCCAUUGACGACUUGGAGGGGGCCCAGGAGACGGAUGUGGACACGGGCCUGCGGCUCUCCUCCUCGGACCUGUCUGUGGUCUCUGCAUACUCUGCACCCAGUAGGUUCUGCAGCACAGUGGAGAAUUCCCUCUCCUCCAAAAGAUGCAGCAGCCACUGGCCAACAUGCAAGGGUUCCAGAGAAGGAUCACUGCCUGCUUUCAGUGGGGCGACCACCAAAGCCUCCUGGGAUCCAGUUCCUUCCUUCAGCAAGGGGUCUUCCAGCUCCUCAGUGACAGCUAUUGCUGCUCGCCCAACCUCGCUCACAGAGUCGUCCCCACAGCUUCCUUGUGAGGCUCCCAAAGUCAAGCACACUGGCAGCAACGUGCCACCACCCUCAGUGCAGGCUGGUCCCGGGGAUAGUGACAUGGAGGAAUUCUACAUCUGAACACCCUCUGCUCUUGUUUUCCAGACACACAGACUCAGGGCCCACUGCCCUCUGCCCCUCUGAUCUCCAAGCACACCAGUGUUCCCAGCCCCGCUCCCCAGGUCUGGCUGGAAUUUCAUUAUCCAUUUCACAGGGGUAGCCAGCACAUUUGCCUGCUGCCCAUAGCUGAGAGGUGGUAUAUUUCUAGGGACUCAGUGGAAAAACACUGGCAUUUUUAUGCAAAUAAAUUCUCAACAAUCUUAUGUCUUAAAAUACAAUUUUUGAAUACUGAACAUUUAAGAUAUGGUUUGGUGCACUUAUACAAUUUAAAUACUUCAUAUAAUUAUUUGAAAUGAGGAGCAGAUUUGGCAAUUUUUCACGCUGUAAAGGAAAAACAAAGCCAAGAGCUGAGCGUAGGAGAGGUACUAAGUGACUUGUAUGAGAGAUGAGUGCACAGUACCAUAAUGUACACCUUACUGAAUUCUUCAUCUGUAUUCACAUUACCAGGAAACAGUGGCCCUAAGAAACUUUAAGUCCUGCUUAUAGUGGGAAGAGUCAGCUUGAUGAGAUAGCUGUAAACAUACAUCAGACUACAGAAUAGCUCACUUUGAAGCCAUGCAACAUCUUGAAAAUCUGGAAAUACAGUAAAGUGGCUAAUAUGCUUUAUAAGGAUUUAGCAUGAGUCACAGACUCUUGGUGCAUUUAAAAUAUAAUUGGAGUUCCAAAAACGAGAUUUGCGUAUACCUUUUCUACAACAUAUUUACUGUAAUGAAUGAGGGGCUGCAGAAGAUCACUCCCCUACCUGAAUUUAUUUGGAUCACUUAGGAAGAAUCUUUCGUUGGAGUUACAGAAUCAUAGGCUUGUUAGACAUGGUGGGAAGGAAAUCUUAAGAAUCUUCCACCUUAAAAAGCGCAAUCUAAGGGCUGUGUGUAUACCUAACCUAUAUUUCUACCUAAACAACGAGCCACAUUUUAUACUGCUUUCUGCAGUGAACAUACAUGGUCACAUGUCCCAUGUUUUUAAUUUUUAAGUAAUUUGGAACAUUUUAACUGGCAUUUUGAUUGCACAGGUUAAUAAAUGCCUUCCUCCCCCAAAUGGGAAACUUUACCCAAAAUGCCUCCUAAACAAACACUGGUGCUCUGCCAGCCUACACAGCAGCAUGGGGGCUUUCAUUACAGCUGGAGCUUUAGCCGCACCUUGGCUUUUCCUGCCUGUUGUUUGCUUCUGUCGCAGCAUAAAUGGUAUCAAAAUCUCACCUCCCUCUCACCCCAGUAAGGGUAUGUUUACAAUUUCAACCUCAGCAAUGCCAAGCGCUGGCAGUGGGAGCAAUGCCAAGCUGUCCCUGGGUGCUGCUCAUCUUUGGGGACAAAGGGCAUAGGUUUGCCUUGUUUGUUUCCCAGCCUGGUGCUCCUUGUUUAAGUUACUCAUGGCGUAGUUUUCACCUCUCUGGAAGAGACACCAGCUCAGACAUAGCUCAAAAUCCUUCCCAGCAUGGCCCUCCAGGCAGCAGUUACCCAUCAUCAGCCUUGAGCUGAAGCUUCAAGUCUUUGCCAUCAUUCUAAUGAGAGCCUUAGAUCCUGCCCCAAACAUCCUGGACUUCCCAGGACUUGCAGUUGUAAUACUCUGCUCCAAUUUAAAUAAAUAAAAAUAUGUACUUUUGUAAUUCUGGAUCAGAAGUAAGCAAACUUUCUGAAAAGGGCUAGAUAAUAAAUAUUUUCAGCUUUGCCAGUCAUGCAGUCUCUGCUACUGCCAUUGUAGCACAGAAGCAGCCAGGGAUAAAAUUAAUGAAUGGGAGUGGCUGAGUUCCGAUAAAACUUUAUUUAUAAGAACAGGUGGUGGGCCAGAGUUGGCCAGUUCUUGAGCUAGAUUGCUGCCUGAGGUUGACUCAAGAUCCCAGCCACAGUCACAAUAAAGAAUCUAAGUCUGCAGCCCACUGCUGCUGUAGUGUGUAAUGUCAAGAAAAUGGGCUACUUGUAUCAAGCCAACAACCACAGAACCACAGGGCUGAGAACAGCAAGGGGCUUCUUUCUGCAGAGCCGAUUCCUAGAAAGCCACAAGCAAUUCAUCCCGUGCCUGGGAAUGUGACUCAAAGUCGGUAGCUAAUGAUGAAAAGCAACAUGUUAACAUCAGAAGGAGGAGGAAAUAAUUUGGAGGUGAUGACACAGUCUCCAUUGAGCAGAAGAGCAAGCUCAUUAGGAGUGGAAGUCAGUGAGGCAGAGGAGCAGACCAGCUGCCAGGAGGUGACCCCUGCUGUCUUCAUCCUCAGUCAAUACCCUACUUCAGUAUGUGCCUCACACACCCCCUAGGAUUUCUCUAGUGCCCACCACAUGCUCUCUGGUCCCACCCUUUCUCAGUGACCUCCCCCAUCACAGUCCAGUCUACCAAACUGGGUGAUCCCAAAGCAGGAAACACAAAUGCCCCUAUAACACGGGAGAGAAGGGGAGAGAAGGCCACUACAGACCACAUUCAGGCACUCCCGUGCUAUGGUCAGGAAACGGCAAUCACUGUAUGGGAGCGUUACAGGGACACAUUUAACAGGGCCUUGGCCUCCAUUCUGGCCGUACCACAGCAUUUUCCUCACCCAGGAGGGCUCUUGACUCUUUUUGAAGUAUUAUCCUUGUUCUACAUGCUGGCAUUUUGUAGGCACUCAAUAAA
Molecule: messenger RNA, 4426 nt
Organism: Cynocephalus volans (Philippine flying lemur)
Lineage: Eukaryota; Metazoa; Chordata; Mammalia; Dermoptera; Cynocephalidae
Gene: FAM124A
Product: family with sequence similarity 124 member A
Exons: 4
Coding region: 161-1792 (543 amino acids)
Source: RefSeq, a predicted model, not a curated record